AAAUGUAGAGGACCUUGACGACAAAUGCUACAGGAUCGAAGUCUCCCUCCAUGUCUCGGAUACGCACAACCUUGAUUCUAGAAAGUACGUAAAAUGUACGGCUAGAAUGCAGGAACUCCAAGACGAAGGUGUAAAGGUGGCUAAUGAUGAACACCAUUGCCAAGAUAUGGAGCAGAAACCUGUGGUUGAGGAAGUCAUUGUCACAGAAGCUGCUUUGGUACGGAAACCGGUCCAACUUGAUAAUGAAGUGGAACCAAAUAGUGGUGUUACAUCAGGCGAGCAGUUUAUUGCUGUGCCCAGAGAAGAGCCGGGCGCGCCUUGUAUUGGUUGUGCUACACACAUAAACCCCCAAGCAGCUGGAGUUACAGAACUCGCCACGCUUGCCGUCCGCCAUCUUGAUCGCCACGACCCAGGGGUGCGACACGCGCUUAAAACCGUCAUAGAUGUAGAACGACAAGUGCAGGUUGUUAAUGGUGUGCGGUAUAUACUAACCCUUCUGGUGGAUUACGACAGUUGCACUGAAACUCAAACUGAAUCAUGCGUGUCUUCUAAUACAUGCAAAAUUUCUAUAUUGGAAAAACCAUGGGUUAAAUUACCUCGUGGUGGUAAAUAUAGAGGUAUUUUGUCUAAUAAUUGCACUAGUGAAUGGCAGUUUGGAGAUAAUGGUGAAGUCAUUGACGAUGACGACAGUAACAACAGAGAAAAUAAUGAAGUUGGUAUCCAUCCAAGAAAUGAUAAUAACGCUGGAGAUGAUGUUAUAACAGUUGCACACACUGAAGACGUGCAGGCACAACAAAAUCAAGUUAAAAAGUUGACGGAUGAUCAAGUAAAGAAAAUUGAAGAACAAAUAAUACCGUAUAGUGAAUUCCAUCAACCUGGUACUACCGAAAAAGUUCAUACCGUGGAACAGAGUGAGGAACAUGCAAUUAAAGACUCAGAAACGACAAAGUAUAACAAUCAAAAUACGAUGAGUCAACCGAAUCAAAACGUUCAUACUAGUUUGAGUGAUGAACGAAGGAAAACAAUAGAAGAAUUGAUGAAUUUUUUCGAGUUUUCUGCUUUUGGUUCUGAACGUGAUAAUGAAAAGGAUACAAGGAUGAAAAGAAGUUUGGAUCAUGACGUAGAGGCUAUGUUGUUGGCUGACGAUUUCCAAGCAUUGCACAAAAGUAUAAAAAACGGAAGAUAUUUAUAUGACUUAGCGCAGACGAUGGUUGAUUAUCUAAAUGAAAUGGAUUUGACAGUUAAAACUAGAACCUUAAAAGAUGUUGUAAAAGCUGAAGAUGAAAUUGUCAAUUAUCAACAUUUUUACUAUAUACAAGCGCGAAUCUUUAUACCAUGUGACAAAGCUGUGUGUGAGUCUAAAGACACAGUAAAGAAAAUUUGUAACGGAAUAAUUGAAGGUACAGAUAAAAAACAUCCUCAUGUAUUGACGGCGUUCUGCUACAAUGAAGAAGAGGGAAACGAAUUAAAUAAUGUGAGCAAUAUUCCGUUAGAUGAUCCAGUGUUACUGCAGUUGUGUAAAGAGAGCAUAAAAAAAAUUGAAAAGGAAUCACCAAAACUAAAUGCAUUGAAUAUAAGUGAAAUGAUUAGUGCUACCACACAAAAAGUUUCCGGUACAUUAACUAAAAUAGCGUUUAUAUUAGAACACUUGAAUUGUACUAAGGACACACCUGUUGGCUUAAGAAGAAAGUGUAAAGUGGUUGAUGAACUUGGGUCCAAUUUAUGUGAAGUGGUCAUUUUUGAAAAACACGCACGGAAAGAACGUCAAAUAACUUAUAAUUGCAUAGAACGACCCAUCGAUACUAGUUACUCGGACCAAGUUCCAAAGGAAAAAAAUUAUAACGAUGACACAAAAGUUAUAGAAAUGGUGCAGGAAGCCCUACAAUAUUUAGAAAUACAGUCUAACAGGAACAACAAACAGAAAAUAGUCUCAAUAAAUUCAGUAGCAACACAAAUUAAUGCAGGUUUAGUUACAAAAAUCGAAUUUAUCGUUGGAUAUACAUCGUGCAGUAGCAAUACCGAAGUUGAUUUAAGUAUUUGUCCACUGUUAGCAUCAGAACCACUUAGAAAAUGCAACGCACAAAUCUGGGAUAGAACAUGGAUAGAAGAUGGCAGACAAGUAGAAGUAGAUUGCGAUGAUGUUUUUAAUAUUGAUAAGAAUAUUGUUACUAAAGAUAGGAAGAAAAGAUCCGUUCCUGGUGGUAAAACUUCUCAAAAUCCUAAUGCCCCCGAAUUUAAACAAUUAGCUGAAGAAUCUAUGCAAAAAUAUUUGCAAUCUAUUGGCAGUACCAAACCCCAUAAAGUAGUUCGUGUUGUAAAAGCGUCAACCCAGGUCGUAGCCGGAUCGAUGACUCGAAUCGAGUUCGUGAUUUCGCCUUCAGACGGAAAUUCCGGUGACGUCAUUAGCUGUUAUUCGGAAGUUUGGGAACAACCGUGGAUGAACAAGAAAGAAAUCACCGUUGACUGUAAAAUUAACAACCAAAAAUACAGAGCCAAGCGAGAGACACUACGUGGUGGCUCAAAAGUUCAAGACCCUAAUGAUCCAAAAUUUCAAAGCUUGGCUGAAGAAUCUAUGCAAAAAUAUUUGCAAUCUAUCGGCAGUACCAAACCCCAUAAAGUAGUUCGUGUUGUAAAAGCGUCAACCCAGGUCGUAGCCGGAUCGAUGACUCGAAUCGAGUUUGUGAUUUCGCCUUCAGACGGAAAUUCCGGUGACGUCAUUAGCUGUUAUUCGGAAGUUUGGGAACAACCGUGGAUGAACAAGAAAGAAAUCACCGUUGACUGUAAAAUUAACAACCAAAAAUACAGAGCCAAGCGAGAGUCACCAGUUGGUGGCAUACAAGGUCAAGACCCUAAUGAUCCAAAAUUUCAAAGCUUGGCUGAAGAAUCUAUGCAAAAAUAUUUGCAAUCUAUUGGCAGUACCAAACCCCAUAAAGUAGUUCGUGUUGUAAAAGCGUCAACCCAGGUCGUAGCCGGAUCGAUGACUCGAAUCGAGUUUGUGAUUUCGCCUUCAGACGGAAAUUCCGGUGACGUCAUUAGCUGUUAUUCGGAAGUUUGGGAACAACCGUGGAUGAAUAAGAAGGAAAUCACCGUUGACUGUAAAAUUAACAACCAAAAAUACAGAGCCAAGCGAGAGACACUACGUGGUGGCUCAAAAGUUCAAGACCCUAAUGAUCCAAAAUUUCAAAGCUUGGCUGAAGAAUCUAUGCAAAAAUAUUUGCAAUCUAUCGGCAGUACCAAACCCCAUAAAGUAGUUCGUGUUGUAAAAGCGUCAACCCAGGUCGUAGCCGGAUCGAUGACUCGAAUCGAGUUUGUGAUUUCGCCUUCAGACGGAAAUUCCGGUGACGUCAUUAGCUGUUAUUCGGAAGUUUGGGAACAACCGUGGAUAAAUAAGAAGGAAAUCACCGUUGACUGUAAAAUUAACAACCAAAAAUACAGAGCCAAGCGAGAGACACCAGUUGGUGGCAUACAAGCCCAAGACCCUAAUGAUCCAAAAUUUCAAAGCUUGGCUGAAGAAUCUAUGCAAAAAUAUUUGCAAUCUAUUGGCAGUACCAAACCCCAUAAAGUAGUUCGUGUUGUAAAAGCGUCAACCCAGGUCGUAGCCGGAUCGAUGACUCGAAUCGAGUUUGUGAUUUCGCCUUCAGACGGAAAUUCCGGUGACGUCAUUAGCUGUUAUUCGGAAGUUUGGGAACAACCGUGGAUGAAUAAGAAGGAAAUCACCGUUGACUGUAAAAUUAACAACCAAAAAUACAGAUCCAAGCGAGAGACACCAGUUGGUGGCAUACAAGCUCAAGACCCUAAUGAUCCAGAAUUUCAAAGCUUGGCUGAAGAAUCUAUGCAAAAAUAUUUGCAAUCUAUUGGCAGUACCAAACCCCAUAAAGUAGUUCGUGUUGUAAAAGCGUCAACCCAGGUCGUAUCCGGAUCGAUGACUCGAAUCGAGUUUGUGAUUUCGCCUUCAGACGGAAAUUCCGGUGACGUCAUUAGCUGUUAUUCGGAAGUUUGGGAACAACCGUGGAUGAAUAAGAAGGAAAUCACCGUUGACUGUAAAAUUAACAACCAAAAAUACAGAGCCAAGCGAGAGACACCAGUCGGUGGCAUACAAGCCCAAGACCCUAAUGAUCCAAAAUUUCAAAGCUUGGCUGAAGAAUCUAUGCAAAAAUAUUUGCAAUCUAUUGGCAGUACCAAACCCCAUAAAGUAGUUCGUGUUGUAAAAGCGUCAACCCAGGUCGUAGCCGGAUCGAUGACUCGAAUCGAGUUUGUGAUUUCGCCUUCAGACGGAAAUUCCGGUGACGUCAUUAGCUGUUAUUCGGAAGUUUGGGAACAACCGUGGAUGAAUAAGAAGGAAAUCACCGUUGACUGUAAAAUUAACAACCAAAAAUACAGAUCCAAGCGAGAGACACCAGUUGGUGGCAUACAAGCUCAAGACCCUAAUGAUCCAGAAUUUCAAAGCUUGGCUGAAGAAUCUAUGCAAAAAUAUUUGCAAUCUAUUGGCAGUACCAAACCCCAUAAAGUAGUUCGUGUUGUAAAAGCGUCAACCCAGGUCGUAGCCGGAUCGAUGACUCGAAUCGAGUUUGUGAUUUCGCCUUCAGACGGAAAUUCCGGUGACGUCAUUAGCUGUUAUUCGGAAGUUUGGGAACAACCGUGGAUGAAUAAGAAGGAAAUCACCGUUGACUGUAAAAUUAACAACCAAAAAUACAGAUCCAAGCGAGAGACACCAGUUGGUGGCAUACAAGCUCAAGACCCUAAUGAUCCAGAAUUUCAAAGCUUGGCUGAAGAAUCUAUGCAAAAAUAUUUGCAAUCUAUUGGCAGUACCAAACCCCAUAAAGUAGUUCGUGUUGUAAAAGCGUCAACCCAGGUCGUAUCCGGAUCGAUGACUCGAAUCGAGUUUGUGAUUUCGCCUUCAGACGGAAAUUCCGGUGACGUCAUUAGCUGUUAUUCGGAAGUUUGGGAACAACCGUGGAUGAAUAAGAAGGAAAUCACCGUUGACUGUAAAAUUAACAACCAAAAAUACAGAGCCAAGCGAGAGACACCAGUUGGUGGCAUACAAGCCCAAGACCCUAAUGAUCCAAAAUUUCAAAGCUUGGCUGAAGAAUCUAUGCAAAAAUAUUUGCAAUCUAUUGGCAGUACCAAACCCCAUAAAGUAGUUCGUGUUGUAAAAGCGUCAACCCAGGUCGUAUCCGGAUCGAUGACUCGAAUCGAGUUUGUGAUUUCGCCUUCAGACGGAAAUUCCGGUGACGUCAUUAGCUGUUAUUCGGAAGUUUGGGAACAACCGUGGAUAAAUAAGAAGGAAAUCACCGUUGACUGUAAAAUUAACAACCAAAAAUACAGAGCCAAGCGAGAGACACCAGUUGGUGGCAUACAAGCCCAAGACCCUAAUGAUCCAAAAUUUCAAAGCUUGGCUGAAGAAUCUAUGCAAAAAUAUUUGCAAUGUAUUGGCAGUACCAAACCCCAUAAAGUAGUUCGUGUUGUAAAAGCGUCAACCCAGGUCGUAGCCGGAUCGAUGACUCGAAUCGAGUUUGUGAUUUCGCCUUCAGACGGAAAUUCCGGUGACGUCAUUAGCUGUUAUUCGGAAGUUUGGGAACAACCGUGGAUGAAUAAGAAGGAAAUCACCGUUGACUGUAAAAUUAACAACCAAAAAUACAGAGCCAAGCGAGAUACACUACUUGGUGGCUCAAAAGUUCAAGACCCUAAUGAUCCAGAAUUUCAAAGCUUGGCUGAAGAAUCUAUGCAAAAAUAUUUGCAAUCUAUUGGCAGUACCAAACCCCAUAAAGUAGUUCGUGUUGUAAAAGCGUCAACCCAGGUCGUAGCCGGAUCGAUGACUCGAAUCGAGUUUGUGAUUUCGCCUUCAGACGGAAAUUCCGGUGACGUCAUUAGCUGUUAUUCGGAAGUUUGGGAACAACCGUGGAUGAAUAAGAAGGAAAUCACCGUUGACUGUAAAAUUAACAACCAAAAAUACAGAUCCAAGCGAGAGACACCAGUUGGUGGCAUACAAGCUCAAGACCCUAAUGAUCCAGAAUUUCAAAGCUUGGCUGAAGAAUCUAUGCAAAAAUAUUUGCAAUCUAUUGGCAGUACCAAACCCCAUAAAGUAGUUCGUGUUGUAAAAGCGUCAACCCAGGUCGUAGCCGGAUCGAUGACUCGAAUCGAGUUUGUGAUUUCGCCUUCAGACGGAAAUUCCGGUGACGUCAUUAGCUGUUAUUCGGAAGUUUGGGAACAACCGUGGAUAAAUAAGAAGGAAAUCACCGUUGACUGUAAAAUUAACAACCAAAAAUACAGAGCCAAGCGAGAGACACCAGUUGGUGGCAUACAAGCCCAAGACCCUAAUGAUCCAAAAUUUCAAAGCUUGGCUGAAGAAUCUAUGCAAAAAUAUUUGCAAUCUAUUGGCAGUACCAAACCCCAUAAAGUAGUUCGUGUUGUAAAAGCGUCAACCCAGGUCGUAGCCGGAUCGAUGACUCGAAUCGAGUUUGUGAUUUCGCCUUCAGACGGAAAUUCCGGUGACGUCAUUAGCUGUUAUUCGGAAGUUUGGGAACAACCGUGGAUGAAUAAGAAGGAAAUCACCGUUGACUGUAAAAUUAACAACCAAAAAUACAGAUCCAAGCGAGAGACACCAGUUGGUGGCAUACAAGCUCAAGACCCUAAUGAUCCAGAAUUUCAAAGCUUGGCUGAAGAAUCUAUGCAAAAAUAUUUGCAAUCUAUUGGCAGUACCAAACCCCAUAAAGUAGUUCGUGUUGUAAAAGCGUCAACCCAGGUCGUAUCCGGAUCGAUGACUCGAAUCGAGUUUGUGAUUUCGCCUUCAGACGGAAAUUCCGGUGACGUCAUUAGCUGUUAUUCGGAAGUUUGGGAACAACCGUGGAUGAAUAAGAAGGAAAUCACCGUUGACUGUAAAAUUAACAACCAAAAAUAUAGAGCCAAGAGAGCGCAACCUUUGAUGUACAGGAAAGUCGGUAAAGUUAACUAUGAGACUGAGAAUCAGGAGUCUCGAACAAAACGUGAGAUAUUGGGCAAUAGGGAUGCAAGACAAAAUAGUGAUAAAACAAUUGUUGGUGCAUUCAGGGAAGAACAAGAUCCUACAAAGAACCAAUAUAAAUUAUUAGCUAAAGAUUCCCUGCGCGAGUAUCAGCGAUUAAAAAAAAGUAAACAUGCUCAUAAAGUUAUUGAGGUGAAGCGUGUGCGGACUAAAGUUGUAUCUGGUUUAAUUUAUGAGAUACAUUUUACAGCUGUUCCUACAACCUGCCCCUCUAAAAUUUUUGAUGCAUCAUAUUGUAAACAGCAACGAGGUAGUGCAAUGCUUUCUUGUCAUUCGAAAAUUUGGAAUCAGCCGUGGCUGAAACGAAAGCAAAUAACUGUUGCAUGCAAUCCUGAUAUUACGUUGGGAGAUAAUAGAAAUAAGAGAGAUGUAGAUUUUGGCAAUGAAAUGUUAGAAAAUGAAAUAGAAGUCGAUUUAAAAGAUAAAAGAGAAGUUUUAGACGAGGAAGAACCUAUUGAUGACGAGUUGAAAUACUAUUAUGCUGAGCGAGCUAUACAGCAUGUUAAUCAAGCCUCAAACACAAAUAAUUUAGAUAAAUUAAUUUCUGUCCAUGCCGUUGAUAGCAGUGUUCAUAUGGGAGCGAAUAUGGUUCGUUUAUACAUAGAAAUAGCUCCUACCUUUUGCCUUAAGCAUGCUGACGAAGAGAAUUUGCCACACUGUGAGGAAAUGGAUGGCAUGGCACAUAGACUGUGUAUUGCUAGGCUAUGGCCCUCUCCAGACGAUGAGCUGGUUGUUCAAACAGUCUCUGUAGUUUGCGAUGAUGACAAAGAGUUUUCAAGCGUGUCUGGUUUGUCAAUUCCCGAACUCCUUCGGACUUCCAUAAAAGAACUAGAGAAGUCUCCAGAUCAAAAAUAUAAGUUAGUUCAUCUUGGAGAACCGCAGGUAAUACCAAGUCUUGACUCAAAUAUACCUGUCAAAAUCGAGUUUAUAGUUGGAUUUACAAAUUGCACCAAAGAUGUUGAUAUAGACAAAAGACCCUUUGUAUGUUAUUUAGACAGUACGAAAUCUUCAAAACCUUGUACAUCAUUCAUAUGGUUCGUACCCAAUAGCAGGGAAAUAUAUCAGAUCGACGUGAAAUGCACAACACCAGGGACCCGCAGGAAAAGAUCUGUGUCCAUGAAUUUAGUAAAUGCGACUGCUGAUGAUAUGGAAAUACAGAAAUUAGUUCAGGAAUCAUUAGAGAAGUUGGAAAUGUCAUCAAUUCACAGAUACAAGCAAAGAGUUAUUUUGAUUAAUAGCUACUCUACAAAAUUAACUUCGGGAAAAGUAACGACUAUAGAUUUUGAUGUUGGCUACACUUCUUGUCUCAAAUAUGAGUGGGUUGAUGACAUUACAACGUGUGACUUCUUGGAGCAUCUUCCAAGGAGGCACUGUGUGGCGCAUGUUUUUGAACGUUUGUGGCUACAAAACGGGAAAAAUAUUGAAGUUAAUUGUGAAGACGAUGAAACGCCUUUAGAAGCACACAUUGAAUUUGAAAGUGCCGAAAUGGCUAUGCAAUUAGCUAAAGAGGCCCUGAAACACAUAGAGGCGAAAUACCCUCAUCCACGCAAACAGAAAGUGGUUAGAAUAUUUUCUUUAGAAAAGCAGGUGGUAGCUGGAAUUCACUAUCGCCUGAAAAUUGAAAUUGGACUCACUGAUUGUUCAGCUUUGAGCGCGCAAACCGAUUGCAAACUAGUUAAGGAUGAGGGUUUGAACAAAUUCUGCAGAGUGAAUGUGUGGCUGCGACCGUGGACUGAUCAUCCGGCAAACUACCGCGUCACUUGUGACUACCACGAAGCUGCUACAGCCGAGGUGUAUCACCAUUUGCAAGCAGAGCAUUUGUUCUACGAAUUCCUCUCGACAUACAAACCGGAGUACAUAGACGAUCGACACCAAAUGCGCCAGAGAUUCGAAAUAUUUAAAGAAAACGUUAGAAAGAUGCAUGAAUUGAAUACCCAUGAGAGAGGCACGGCUACGUACGGUGUGACGCGGUUUGCAGAUCUUACGUACGAAGAAUUUAGUACAAAACAUAUGGGUAUGAAAGCUAGUCUUCGUGAUCCAAAUCAGGUGCAGUUUAGGAAAGCUGUUAUCCCUAAUGUGACCGCUCCGGACUCUUUUGACUGGAGAGACCAUGGAGCGGUGACUGGUGUGAAGGACCAAGGGUCGUGUGGCAGCUGCUGGGCUUUCAGCGUCACCGGUAACAUCGAAGGUCAGUGGAAGAUGAAGACUGGAGACCUCGUGUCUCUAUCGGAGCAGGAGCUCGUGGACUGUGACAAACUGGACCAAGGCUGCAACGGCGGACUGCCAGACAAUGCAUACAGGGCAAUAGAACAGCUCGGCGGGUUGGAGUCCGAAGAUGAUUAUCCCUACGAGGGUUCGGACGACAAGUGCUCAUUCAAUAAGACGUUGGCGAGGGUACAGAUCAGCGGCGCUGUCAACAUCACCUCUAACGAGACUGACAUGGCCAAGUGGUUGGUGAAGCACGGACCCAUCUCUAUCGGUAUAAACGCGAACGCUAUGCAGUUCUACAUGGGUGGGAUAUCUCAUCCAUGGAGGAUGCUCUGCAACCCCUCAAAUCUGGACCACGGAGUGCUCAUCGUCGGAUACGGGGCCAAAGACUACCCACUCUUCCACAAGCAUCUUCCAUAUUGGAUAAUAAAGAACUCCUGGGGAACGUCGUGGGGUGAGCAGGGAUAUUACAGGGUGUAUAGAGGUGAUGGGACCUGUGGCGUCAACCAGAUGGCGAGCAGUGCUGUCGUAUGACCUGUGACUAAAGUUUGCUAAAAUUGAUCAACGCUCUCAUUUUGUAUGUAAACAUUGAUUGUCAUUCUUAUUGGCUUCAAGAAAUAUACCAGAGUGAAUAAUGUAUUCUUAAUGUUAAUAUGGUCCAUUGUUGCAGUUAUUGAUUUUGUCAUUCUUAAAACAUAUUUGAAUUUCCGAUAUUAAAUAUGGUUUUAGUAAAAUGUGAAAUGAAUUUGAAAAAAAAAACGUAUUUUAAGAGCAAAUUUUAUAAUUAUUCUGUUUAUUUUUUAUUUUAUUUCACAAUGUUAAUUAAAAUUGGUAAAUUUAGUCUCAAUAGACUAUUAAUUGCUGGAAUCAUUUAUUCUAUUGACAUAGAAACUCGUGACUAAAAAAUACAUGCAAUAAUGACUCUUAACGCUCUUAAUUUAGAAGUGUGAAUCUCAAAUCAAAACUUCAGUUCAUUGUAUUUUAUAUUAGACGCAAUAAGGUAAUUUAUUGAGUUAGAAUCAAUAAUCGUUUUUAUGCAUAUUUUAUUUAGAAGAAUUUUCUUAUGACAUACAUUUUGUAUCAUAUUUUUAGAGUGAUAACGUUUAUUUAUCAUGCCAUUUGGCACUUUAUUCAUAAGGCAUUGAGCAUUAAAAUCAUUUAACAGUUGGACAUUCAGUUAUAACGUGCCAUAAGUGCCUUUGCUAGAUAUGACUAUAUAUUUAUCCAACCAUUGACCAAAUUAUGUAUUUUUUUAUGAAUAUCAUAUUUUUUUCACUGUAGUUACAAUUAGUAAUUGACUUUGUUAUAUAAAAGGUAACUCAUAUGGUUUAUGAAGUUUUUUUAUUUCAUAUUUAUUAUGUAAUACAGUAUAUAUCACUUUGAUCCCCACAAUAUCUUAGUCUAUGAUGUACAGGAAAAUCUUAUAAAGCCAUUUCAACUUAAUAUCAUAUAUUAAGUUGAAAUAGCUUAAUAAGAAGAUUUUCAAAAAUAAACAUUUAUAAUAAGUUUCUAAGUCAACUGCAAUGAAAAAUAAGUCUUAUUUUCCAAGAUAAUACAAUUGUUAUUUCUUAAAAAAACUAGAGGUUAUGUGUACUUAUAAUUUUUUUUUUCUGUUUUUUGUUAUAUUGUUUUUUUAAUUUUUGCUAACGAAAUCAAAACGAUAGAAAUUAUGUUCGAGUCAUCGCUUUAGUAGUAAGAAUACUAUUUGGAGGGAUUUUUCAAUUCUUACUUUUACAAUAAAAUCAUUAUUUCUUAUUAUA
Molecule: messenger RNA, 10989 nt
Organism: Manduca sexta (tobacco hornworm)
Lineage: Eukaryota; Metazoa; Arthropoda; Insecta; Lepidoptera; Sphingidae
Biological process (GO): proteolysis
Molecular function (GO): cysteine-type endopeptidase inhibitor activity; cysteine-type peptidase activity
Source: RefSeq, a predicted model, not a curated record